Molecule: messenger RNA, 318 nt
Organism: Danaus chrysippus (African queen)
Lineage: Eukaryota; Metazoa; Arthropoda; Insecta; Lepidoptera; Nymphalidae
Source: the annotation of a GenBank genome assembly
AUGAUAGAGCUUACGGUCCCUUGGGAAACCAACAUCCCCAAAGACCAUACCAUCAAGGUCAAUAAAUAUUACGAGCUCACAAACGAACUCACUCGAAAUAGGUUCGUAGUAGAUUUGUACGCGGUAGAGGUGGGAGCGAGAGGUAUAACAGCGAAAUCUCUCUAUAACCUACUAAAGGACUUGGGCUUGUCCAGAACUCACAUUAAUGCAUUCUUGGAACGUACAUCGAAGGCAGCCCUAGUAGGUUCUUUUCAAAUUUGGUUAGGUAGGGAGAGGAGCUUGGACAGUGGAGGUGAGCGUAUAACGCGCGUUAGUUAA